AUGUCUUCGAAUACUGGUUGCGACUCACCGGCUUAUUCGGAUGGGAGUGAUGAUUUUUUUGAUAAUCCUUUAAAACAUCUACGAAAGCGAAUGGCCAAUCGAGAAGAGAUGACAGUUAUUUCAUCUAAAUCAAGCGAAUUGGAAGAAUUGGAAGAUGAUAUUGUGCAGAAGUUAAUUAAAAAGAAAUUAAGAAAAGAAAAACGCAAAACUGAUGGUGAUAUUGAUAAAGAUCUAGUACAGUCGAAAAAAAAUGCUCAUAUAGACAAAAUUAAUUCUAUUUUGAAGAAAGGAAAGAGUGAACUUCUUACCAAAACUAUAAAUCAGACAGAGAAAAUUGAUCCCAUUUUUAAGAAGAAUCAAAAAAAUAAACUUCUUUCUAAAUCGAGGAAUAACUAUUUGAAAAAGAGAGAAAUACCUCAGUCACUGAAUGAUUCUAUGGAUUGUUUCACUCUGCAUAACAAUAAUUUUGUUUCAAAACCUCAUUGUUCCAUUGAAAUUAAUGAUUUGGAAAGUCUUGAUUCUGAAAUUGUGCGAUGGAAAAUGCAUGAAUCGCUUAUCGAUCUUGCAUCCAAAUAUGGCAAAAAAUGGGAUUGUCCUUUGACGGAAGUUUCUUUAUCAUCAGUAAAUGGAAGAGAUUUGGAUAAAGAUAAAAGCCCGUUAGAAUUAGGAUUUAGCAUAGAAGAAAUCAACACAGUUUCAAUGUAUAGAAGAAGUGGCAUGUCGCAAAAUUAUAAUUUCAUUAAGACGCAAGCUUUUGAAAAUAUCAAAAAAAAUUUUGCUAAAGAAAAUAGUCUCGCUAUAGAAGGAUUAAAAUUUUAUUUCGAUGGCGAUCAGGUAGAAAAUGAUGAUACUCCAGAAUCUCUUGGUAUGGAGGAAGAUGACUGCAUUGAUGUUUUUGUCCUUUAA
Messenger RNA from Dracunculus medinensis (Guinea worm), 906 nucleotides. Lineage: Eukaryota; Metazoa; Nematoda; Chromadorea; Rhabditida; Dracunculidae. The record is from the annotation of a GenBank genome assembly.